Messenger RNA from Sorex araneus (European shrew), 7099 nucleotides. It is a transcript of the gene AKT3, whose product is annotated as AKT serine/threonine kinase 3. NCBI's taxonomy places the organism in Eukaryota, Metazoa, Chordata, Mammalia, Eulipotyphla, Soricidae. The coding region runs from base 492 to 1748 and encodes 418 amino acids. Gene Ontology annotation, biological process: protein phosphorylation. The record is from RefSeq and is a predicted model, not a curated record. Gene Ontology annotation, molecular function: protein serine/threonine kinase activity; ATP binding. The transcript is spliced from 15 exons.
UGGGGGGAGGACAGGAGGGGAGGAGGAGGGAGGGGGACCCCCGAGUCGCCCCCUCUCCUCCCCCCGCCCCCCCCCUGGCUCCAUCCUCCGCCGCCGCCCGAGCAGCUGCGGGGCCGCCGCCGCCGCCUUUGCAGGCUGAGUCAUCACUAGAGAGUGGGAAGGGCAGCAGCAGCAGAGAAUCCAAACCCCAAAGCUGGUAUCACAAAGUACCAUUUCUUCAAGUUGGGGGCUCAGAGGGGAGCCAUCAUGAGCGAUGUUACCAUUGUGAAAGAAGGUUGGGUUCAGAAGAGGGAGUCCUCUUUGGUGGAGUCCACAGGAGGAGAGGAAGCACAGGAUUCAUAAGAUGGCGGGCGGGAGAGUAUAUAAAAAAUUGGAGACCAAGAUAUUUCCUUUUGAAGACAGAUGGCUCAUUCAUAGGAUAUAAAGAAAAACCUCAAGAUGUGGAUUUACCUUAUCCCCUUAACAACUUUUCAGUGGCAAAAUGCCAGUUAAUGAAAACAGAACGACCAAAGCCAAACACAUUUAUUAUCAGAUGUCUCCAGUGGACUACUGUUAUAGAAAGAACAUUUCAUGUCGAUACUCCAGAGGAAAGAGAAGAAUGGACGGAAGCUAUCCAAGCAGUAGCAGACAGACUUCAGAGGCAAGAAGAGGAGCGAAUGAAUUGUAGUCCAACUUCACAGAUUGAUAAUAUAGGGGAGGAAGAGAUGGAUGCAUCUACAACUCAUCAUAAAAGAAAGACAAUGAAUGAUUUUGACUAUUUGAAACUGCUAGGUAAAGGCACUUUUGGGAAAGUUAUUUUGGUUCGAGAAAAGGCAAGUGGGAAAUAUUAUGCUAUGAAGAUUCUGAAGAAAGAAGUUAUUAUUGCAAAGGAUGAAGUGGCACACACUCUAACUGAAAGCAGAGUAUUAAAGAACACUAGACAUCCUUUUUUAACAUCCUUGAAAUAUUCCUUCCAGACAAAAGACCGUUUGUGUUUUGUGAUGGAAUAUGUAAAUGGGGGAGAGCUGUUUUUCCAUUUGUCGAGAGAGCGGGUGUUCUCUGAGGACCGCACACGUUUCUAUGGUGCAGAAAUUGUGUCUGCCUUGGACUAUCUACAUUCUGGAAAAAUUGUGUAUCGUGAUCUCAAGUUGGAAAAUCUGAUGCUUGAUAAAGAUGGCCACAUAAAAAUUACAGAUUUUGGACUUUGCAAAGAAGGAAUCACAGAUGCAGCCACCAUGAAGACAUUCUGUGGUACACCAGAAUAUCUGGCACCAGAGGUAUUAGAAGAUAAUGACUAUGGUCGAGCUGUUGAUUGGUGGGGCCUAGGGGUUGUCAUGUAUGAAAUGAUGUGUGGGAGGUUACCUUUCUACAACCAGGAUCAUGAGAAACUUUUUGAACUAAUACUAAUGGAAGACAUUAAAUUUCCUCGAACACUCUCUUCAGAUGCAAAAUCAUUGCUUUCAGGGCUCUUGAUAAAGGAUCCAAAUAAACGCCUUGGAGGAGGACCAGACGAUGCAAAAGAAAUUAUGAGACACAGUUUUUUCUCUGGAGUAAACUGGCAAGAUGUAUAUGAUAAAAAGCUUGUACCUCCUUUUAAGCCUCAAGUAACAUCUGAGACAGAUACCAGAUAUUUUGAUGAAGAAUUUACAGCUCAAACUAUUACAAUAACACCACCUGAGAAAUAUGAUGAGGAUGGUAUGGACUGCAUGGACAAUGAGAGGCGGCCGCACUUCCCUCAGUUUUCCUACUCUGCAAGUGGACGAGAAUAAGUCUCUCAUUCUGCUACUUCACUGUCAUCUUAGAUUUAUUACUUAAAAUGAUUCCUGAAUAUCACACCAGUCCUAGCUCUUACCAAUAGCAGGAGCGCCUUCAGACAUCCCAGACCAAUCAAAGGUCUUCACCUCUCGCCACCUUUCACCCACAUGAGAACACACAUAAUGCGAAAGCACACUCGUCUUUUUGUUUUUGCAUGAAAUUGUAUCUCAGUCUAAGGUCUCAUGCUGUUGCUGCUACUGUCUUACUAUUAUAGCAACCUUAAGGGGUAAUUUUACAAUCUUUAGAAGUCAUGAGCCCACCAUUGUGAACCAAUUUUCAUGUUUUGAUCUUUGGUUUUUGUUUCUCCCUAACAGUGAAGGCUAAAUGAGAUACACUGACUCUAGGUACAUUUUUUAACUUUCUAGAGGAUAAAUUAAAAAUAAUUAGACUAAGAAGUUCAUAAUUCAAAACAAGCAAUUGUGGAAGGGUGGUGAUGUGCGUAUGCAAAAUUUUAGUAAGCCUAAAGUAGGUGUCUAUCACUGAGAUCUGUCUGGAAUUCGUUAGGAAGCAUUGAGAGAAGGACUGAACAACUGUUGGGAUAGAGUUUAAGUUCCCAUUGGAUACUGCAGAGGAAGCCCAGUAUUACAUGUCGACAUCCAGGUUUCAUGAGCAGUCGUGGGCAAGUGAACAUUAUUCUGCCAAGGAAGGAAGCAUAUGCACAGCAGAGUCAAGGUCACUUAAAAAAAUCUCAUGACACGAUUUGCACCAGAGAACAUUUUCCCCCAUGCUUGGAGAUCUUUUCCCUUCUUGAUAUUUAUCACCUCUGAUGGCUGAAGAAUGUAGACAGGUUUUAAAGAUCCUGCUUUUCACCAAAUGUGUACACCAAGGUAAACAGAUGUUUGCCUUCUUUGUUUUACGUUUUUUACUUUCAGAUCUACGUGAAUUAGCUUUUUCUCAGAUGUUAAAACUUUGAAUGUCCUUUAUGAUUUUGUUUAUACGGCAGUAGUAUUUAUUUUUUAGUGAUGAUAAUUGUAUGUCAUGUUAGCAAAUGCAGCUCCAACUUAACGUAAAUAGACUUACUGCAGUUUAUUGAUCCAUGUGCAAGGAAUGUACAUGCUGAUGAGAAUCAUGCACUUUUUCUCCUGUGUGAAAAUGUUUUGAUGGGACUCUGAAACUGUACAUAUUGGUUAGAAUUUGGCUUUGGGAGAAGAGAUGCUGUUUAACCCCUUGGUGCUAAAAAAAAAAGAGAGAGAGAGAAAAUCCCCACUAUCCCAGCCAAGGGGUUAAAGGAACAAAUGGAUGUUGGUGUGUGCUCAUUUGAGACUCUAAAUGUUAUGACGACUUGGCAACAUAAUGUAUUGAGGAAAACUGAGGCCUGAGCGAUAAGAAAUGUAUGUUACUUGGCAAAAUGAACACAUCUUAAGUAAGCUGUAAAGGUUAAGAACCUGGUGUGUUUAUUCUGAUCAUGGUACAUUUAUCACUGAAUUAAGCCAUCAGGGAAAAAAAAGAACACCUCCAACUUUUCUUUUUCUGUAUAUACUCAUGUCCCCAAAUUCCAACAUUUCUCACUGAAAGGGGACAUGUAUGCAAACCUCAUCUUUCUCCUUCAUUAAUGAUGAUCUUCAGAUUAAACCCUUUGGUGCUAGGAGCUGACAUUUUCCAAAGCAGCCUAUGAAGUCCAAGGAGCUGGGGUCUCUUCUUGCAGCAAGCAGAAGGCAACUUGGCUCCAUGGAAUGAUCAUGGAAAUGUAUUUUAGUUUAACUAUCUGACAGCUCCCAAAUGGAAGACUACAGCAUGAUGCAGUAUUAUGACUGCCUCGUAAGAAAGAGCAAGUGACUUUCUAAGUAGGAUGAAUCAUAUUCAUAUGCAGAUGUCUUAGCCUCUUGAAGCUGGAUGUGUGGAUUAUAGAUAUGAAACCACUGCUGGCGGUGGGGGACCACUGGGAUUGCAGGGGGGUUAAAGGGCAUUUUACUAAGGCAGCUAAGACAUAUUCAGACAUAGAUUUUAUCCUAAUUUUUCAUAUUUCUACCUGAGUGAAGUUCAUCCUUAGUGUUGAGUGGGAAGUUACAAUAAAUGGUAGUUCAUUUUUAUUUACACAUAUAGCUUAACUGUUUUUUCACUCAGAACUAUGUUGAAUGUUUUACUUUGACAAGAAAGUAGAAUAGAAGGUAUGCCUGUAAGUUGUCUUGCAUCCAUCAAAUUAAAGAGAAACAGGUGAGAGGAAGUGAAGAAUGCUGAGACUGGCUGGUGUUCAGAGCAUUCAUUCUUUUGGAGGGAAAAUGUGAUACCAUACACUAAGCAUAUUGAUAACUUAUUUUCACUCUCUCUCAAGUGAUUUCCAUGAAUCUGGCCAAGGACACUUACUAUAAACUAGUGACUGCAUUUAUAGGGCCCAGGCUAGCCCAGCCAGUGAGUACCUGUGGCCCAUUCCAUCCAGUUCCAUUUGUGUCUUGAAAGAUGUUUUCUUGGCUUUCGCUUUGAAAAUCCUGACUUUCACUCCCAGAUCUCAAUCAACUGGCCUGGAGGAAAAAUAGGAAAACAAGAAAUGUGUGUAAAAGACUUCUAAAACUUCCCUUAUUAUGCACAUAGCAUUAGGAUUUUGGCAGAUGGAAAGGCCUGACCUGAAAUCAUUCUAUUAGAACACAGUUUAGACUCCAAAUUCAUCUUGUUCUCUUUACCCUCUUGUCAUAAUGCAGCCAUCUCAGAGGAAGUUGGUCAUUUCUGCAUGGAUUUUUUGGCAGGGUUACUCACAGCUUUGCUUUCUAUACUAAUUCCAUAGCAUUAUUCCAGUAUUGUUUUUCCAUUUUCAUACCUAAUUUCUGGCUUCUUAAAGCUGACUGUUCUUGCAGGGGCCACUUGCUUCUCCUAGAAUACAAAAGUGAGGGCCUUCCUUACUAACUGCAGGGUCUCUAUAUUACACCUCAGUGUACACACUUUGCUGCUACAGUUUGUACUGUCUACAGUAGAAUUUCCUUAUCUUGCUCCUGGUAGUGCAUUACAGGCAAGCAUGAAAUGUAAAGUAUUUAUUUAAAUAAAAAGAAAACCUCUAAAUUGGUAAUUGAAUUACCUCCCUGUAGCUUUAUAGUUUGUGACAUUUCUUGACCUUGCUAGUUCUCAUUAGAUCCACACAAGAUCUAGUCCUCUGGUUAAGGAUUUUAAGCAGACGCAAUUAUGAACCCAAGAAACUGUAUUACUAUUACUGUUGGUCAUACUAAAACUGUUUAUUUCCUUAAGUAUAUGACCCACAAGGAUGUGAAAUAACUACAAGAAACUGUUUUUGUACACUGUACAUCCUUAGUAUUUUUACACGUAUAUGAUAGGGAUGCACAUUAUUUUCCUUCGUACAGACAGCUUAAAUAAAGCACUAUGUCAAUCUGAUACUUCUCUGUUUAUUGUUGUUGGAUGUGGUUCUGUAGUCUCAGAAAUUAACUAUUACCUUUUCUGAAGAAAAAAAAUUUUUAAUAGUUCCACCUGGUAUUAACCUUCCCUGUAUAGAAUGUGAUAGGAAAAUAUGUAAAUUUCAUAUAUCUCAAAACACACACCGGGUUAUUUUAUUAUUUCAAUAAGAUGCCAAUAGUGCAGUCAUACAAACUUUGAUGAAGGGCUACUUCCAAUGAGAAGAAGCUAUUUCCAUUGGGGAGAAGCACUGGGUUUCCUAAAAAAUCUGCUAUUGAUGCCAGAGACCCUAAAAGUCUUCACAAAAAAUGGUUUGAAUUUGGAAGUCUUAGGGAGUGUGGCUCAUCAGUAUGUCUUCCUGAUAAUGUGUUGCUUGGCAUACUUCCUUUUUUAGAGUAUAUUUUUAAACUUCAUGGCAAAUUAACAAGCAGACCUGGGUAAUAGAUAGGACGGCUGGAGUACAAUAUGAUUUACCUAAGUCAUUUUGGUUGGGGCCUUUUUCUGAUUUUACCUCAUAAACCUACUAUUGUAGAAACUUGGCUUUGCUCCUGUGACUAAGCCAGAGAAGAGGAAUGGCUUUGGGACCAAAGUUAGUCAGGCAUAUAUGUGUAUGUCACACAAUCACAGGCAUGUAUGUGUACGUCACACAGCCAAAUUUGAGGGCAUUCUCACAUGUGCUCUUCUCUCAAAAACCACUGGGGUUGACAGAUGCAGGAGGCUAAAAUAAAGUGACCUCUAUAAGUCUUUAAAGGUGCUAUUUUUAGAAUAUUGUAUAAUUUAUUUACUGUAUUCCUAAAACAGAAUUAGGGACAAUUAACAUAUCUUAUGUGACAGCCUUUAUGUCCAGCGCAUUUGAUGAAAUCAAAAACUUCUGAAAUAUAAAGAGAAGUUCUAUUCUUUUAGGCUUGAACCUUUUUCAUGCUCAAGAAACUCAAAUGGUCUUUUCAUCUGUAUCAUCCCACUUCCUCCAAAGCCUAAUCCACAUCCAUUCUGAGAGGCCGUGAAGAUGCUAGACUGCUGGCAGGAGAAUAGUCUAAGGUCAGGGACUUGUCCCAACUCAGCCUUGCCCCCAGUGUUCCACUGUCAUCCUCAAAGACAACCCAGCAUUCUCAGCACCCAUUUUUGUUACUUUAAAGCAUUUGAGGGCUUAACUGUGUACAGUAGAAAUACUAUUUUAAACUAAAAUAAUGAUCUGUGUACAGAUAUUUGAUAGAACUCAAGUAAAUUUUGUAAUUUCACUAAGUACGUUUCUAGGGUCCUCUCAAAUAAUGCAUAUUGAAGAAGAAACCUGACACCACCGAGCCAAAGAUGCUUUUUUUUGUCUGUUUUUCUUAACAGAAUAGAGAGAAUAAUGCUUAGUGCUUCCUGGGUCUCCUGAUUGUGCACAAAGUAGCAGAAUGAUAAAUGGUGGAGUCUUAACAGGAUGUUGGUUAAAAGGUGAACAAAGCUGAAGGAUGAUCACAAAGAGGGAAAGAAACACGAAUGGCAGGAAAAAAGUCUAGUCCUUAAUAACCUUUGGCCUAAUUAAAAUGUGCCUUUUUGGUGUGUUUUGUUCAUCAUUACCAGGUAUAAAGAAAAUAUUACAAUCCAAGUCUUUAAAAAGUUCAUUUACUGAAAUUCAUAUGUGUACUAUAGCAUACAACUGAGCAGAUUUAAAAACAUAAACUUCAAGCCAUUUCUGAAACCUUAUGCCAGGAGGUCUUCUCAUCUAGUUUCCGAUUUCAUCUAGCCCGUCCAUCAAUGCAGGGAUCACUCGGCAGCUAAAGUGGCAAUGACGACGCAGCCUGCUGCAGUCCGAGGUGGUGUCUGCUGGGAAGGUCGCGGUGCAUUUUGGCAUAUUACGUGCAAAUCAGAUGAAUGUAAAUAUUUCUUUGUAAAUCAUUUAUUUCACUGUUUCAUCCAGGUCAGCAAUCAGAUUGUGGCAUGCUGGGUAACUGGAAAAAAUGACAAUAAAAUAAAUUUAAAUAGA